GUCCGGAGCCUUAGAAACCGGCCCCGAAUCGGGAACCGGAGCCGGAGCCGGGGCCGGGCGGGCGGCUGAGGCCCGAGCGGCGGAGCGCAGCGCGGAGCGCGAAGCCGGGCGCCCGGUCGCGAGAAACCGCUGCCGCUGCCGCCCGCCUGGCCCCGCAGCCCCGGGCGGUCCAUGGGGCCAGCGCGGCGUCGUUGCGGCCGCGGGCAGCCCUGGAGGGCAGCCGCUUAGGCGCUGCGCUCUUGUCCCCGCAGGUCGCAGCCAGGGCGGCCGGGCGCGCCCAGCCGCGGCCCCUGGAGCGCCCGCCGCGGUCCGCGCCUCCAUGGACGCCUUCAAGGGGGGCAUGAGCCUGGAGCGGCUGCCGGAGGGGCUCCGGCCGCCGCCGCCGCCGCCGCACGACAUGGGGCCGGCCUUCCACCUGGCCCGCGCCGCCGACCCCCGCGAGCCACUCGACAACUCCGCCAGCGAGUCGUCCGACACGGAGCUGCCAGAGAAGGAGCGCAGCGGGGAACCCAAGGGGCCCGAGGACAGCGGUGCGGGCAGCGCGGGCUGCGGCGGCGCGGAGGACCCUGCCAAGAAGAAAAAGCAGCGGCGGCAACGCACGCACUUCACAAGCCAGCAGUUGCAAGAGCUGGAAGCCACGUUCCAGAGGAACCGCUACCCCGACAUGAGCAUGAGGGAGGAGAUCGCGGUGUGGACCAACCUCACGGAGCCGCGCGUGAGGGUCUGGUUCAAGAACCGGCGAGCCAAGUGGCGGAAGCGCGAGCGUAACCAGCAGCUGGACCUGUGCAAGGGCGGCUACGUGCCGCAGUUCAGCGGCUUGGUGCAGCCCUACGAGGACGUGUACGCCGCCGGCUACUCCUACAACAACUGGGCCGCCAAGAGCCUGGCGCCAGCGCCGCUCUCCACCAAGAGCUUCACCUUCUUCAACUCCAUGAGUCCGCUGUCGUCGCAGUCCAUGUUCUCGGCCCCCAGCUCCAUCUCCUCCAUGACCAUGCCGUCGAGCAUGGGCCCGGGCGCCGUGCCCGGCAUGCCCAACUCGGGCCUCAACAACAUCAACAACCUCACCGGCUCCUCGCUUAACUCGGCCAUGUCACCGGGCGCCUGCCCGUACGGCACGCCCGCCUCGCCCUACAGCGUCUACCGGGACACGUGCAACUCGAGCCUAGCCAGCCUGCGGCUCAAGUCGAAGCAGCACUCGUCGUUCGGCUACGGCAGCCUGCAGGGCCCGGCCUCGGGCCUCAACGCGUGCCAGUACAACAGCUGACCGCCCCGCCGGGCCACGCGGGCCGGCGGCCGGCUCGGCCGGGGCGGGGGCGCGCGCGGAGGACGCGCGCAGGGCCUGGGCUAGCCGCGCCGCGGACCUCGCGCCUGCGCAGCCCCCUCCUCCCCACCUCCCCUCCUCCGGGUUGGUUUUGUGUUUGCUUUUCUGGACCCCACUCUGCCCUCCAAAACGAGACAAAACAAAGCAAAAAGACGUCGGAGAAAAGUGCCGCGAAAAAACGGAUGAGUUGCAAUUUCCCUCGGGAUGGCGCGGGUGGUGCGUGUUCGCUCCGUCGGGCCCCGGCGGCCACUCCGGGGAGGGAACGCGGCGCGGGCGGCGAGCGCCGAGGCGGGCGGCCCGGAGAGGACGCCCUCGCAGCCCGCGCGCCUUCCCGCCGCGCUGGACCCGGACUGCGGCCGCGCCUGCGAACUGGAGCGUGGAGCCCGGGCAAGCCUGGCCCCGGCCCCGUGCGAACCAGGAUGCCCCUCUGAGCUGGGCCCGGCCGAGCGUACCUUAGCUCGAUUCGGAUCCGAGUUGGAGCGGGCGUUGGGCCGGGGAUGACGGUGCCCAGCCUGGGAUCCGGGACUCGCCGCGGAGCCGCUCUAGCGGCCCCGGCGCGCCCCGAAGAGCCCUCGCCCGCCCCGCGCCCCGGAGUCCUAUUUUAAGGCCACGGAGCCGAGGUUGGCGGUGCGGACGAGGCGGGAGGGUGCGGAAGGCUCGUUUCCGACCUCCCAGAACCCGAGCCUCGGCGCAGGCCCUCUGCUCCGCUCCCGGGCUAAGAGGUCCUGGCGGCGAAAUGCCCCCUCCUCACUGCCCGCCGUGCAAGAGUCGAGCCGGGAGAGCUCGGGGCGCGGCCAGGGCCCCGCGCCGCGCCCACUUUGCACACCCGCUCUCCGGCCCGCACCCCU
Messenger RNA from Equus quagga, 2169 nucleotides. It is a transcript of the gene PITX1, whose product is annotated as paired like homeodomain 1. Gene Ontology annotation, molecular function: DNA-binding transcription factor activity, RNA polymerase II-specific; RNA polymerase II cis-regulatory region sequence-specific DNA binding. The record is from RefSeq and is a predicted model, not a curated record. The coding region runs from base 320 to 1264 and encodes 314 amino acids. Lineage: Eukaryota; Metazoa; Chordata; Mammalia; Perissodactyla; Equidae. Gene Ontology annotation, biological process: anatomical structure morphogenesis; regulation of transcription by RNA polymerase II. Gene Ontology annotation, cellular component: nucleus. The transcript is spliced from 3 exons.